Molecule: messenger RNA, 1256 nt
Organism: Glossina fuscipes
Lineage: Eukaryota; Metazoa; Arthropoda; Insecta; Diptera; Glossinidae
Exons: 1
Coding region: 1-1170 (389 amino acids)
Source: RefSeq, a predicted model, not a curated record
AUGAAAUUAAAAGAUUUAAAUGAUUUAAUUAUAUUUGAUGCUUUUCCUUUAACUUAUGAUCCCAAACAAAAGAUUAUUUUGACGCAUUUACUGCAUUUGGAAGAGCAAACUUUACCGCAGAAGCUUUGCACCAUUUAUACUACACGAAAUUUGGCGGAAAAAUUUAAGAAAUAUUGUGAAAUCACCAACUAUAAAGGUCUCUUUACAGAUAAUUUUUGCUAUUUGGAACCUUACAAUUUCACAGAUAUAAUUAUUGAAAAACGACAUACACUGCAAAUGUUCACAUGUGAAUCUCAAGAUGCGGAUCAUAAUUUAAUGAUUUUAAUCAGAGAAAAUGGCAAACUGAACUAUAUAUAUGCAGGCAAUUUCUUGGAUACGCGUACAGCUUUGUUAAAUGAUGAUUUUGCUAAGUGGAUUAGUCAAGGUGUGGAAAAACUAUAUGUCAAUUUAAAACAUGUACCUGAUGACCAACUUUACACAUCGGUACAAAAAUUGCCAUUGCUAGCUCAGUGUUUAAAGGAGAUUGAUACCAUUGUGGAAUAUCAUGAGGGAAGGACUUUUGCCAUAUAUUUAAAUUUAUUCGGUUACGAAAACUUUAUUUAUAAGCUAUCCAAUCGAUUUCCUAAACGUGUGGCGUUGCUUUCUAAUUUAUCAAUAUUCAACGAUUAUUCCGAAAAAAGAGAUGACAAGUUGUUAGAAAAGCUAGACGUUGGUCGCAUAUUUGUUACGGACGGAGUAAUUUCUGAGGAAAAAGCGAAAGAAAAUUUUGAAAAACACGGGAAUAUUUCCAUUAACGUAAUAGCAGACACCGCCUCUUGUUUGCCUAUUGGUUUAAACAAAGGUAACCAUUUUUAUAGAUUGUGUUAUUCCCCAGAGCCCGAAACAUAUGACUUGCAGUUAUUGGUUUGUUUGUGCAAACCAAAACGUAUUUACGGAAUUAUCGACCGCUUCAAUAUGAAAAGUAAGCCACCAAAACAUUUGAUAGAAUACUGUAAAGGAAUACCUCAAUUGGCAAGAAAACCGCAGCAGCAACAGCAGCCAGAUGCAAAGCUAGAAAAUAAACCUGCUUUGCCUGUUAUUUUAGGUCCCAUUAGUUAUAAUCAAAAUCAACAAGGAGCGCAUCGAGGACCAUUUUUAGAUGAUUGCGAAAGCGAUGAAGACAAUUCGUAAGACAAGAAAAGGAACGAAAAAAAAUGGCAAGGACUAAUUGAGGCUGGAUAGCUACGGCCUCAUUAACAGGAAGAAAAUCAUUCAGU